AUUUAAUUCUAACACAUGUGUUGUAUGUGAAACACCAGUAUCCAAAGAACCACAACAGCGACCAACUUCUCAAAAUCAGGUUUCAAAAAAAUUAAUCAAAUUUUAAUGUUCCUAUCUAGACAAGAAUUCUAUGUCCUCAUUGUAAAUCAACAAAUUCAAUACAUUUACGAACAUGUUAUAUUUGUGAAAAUGUAUUAAUGCCAACAUCAACACCACCAGAAAAACGAACUUCAAUUUCAAUUCCAACAAUAUCAAAACAAACAAAUACAAUGAUGAUAACAUGUUCAAAAUGUUUUCGUUUAAAUAAUCCUAAUGCUCGUUUUUGUGAUUGGUGUAGUUCAUAUCCUGAUCAUGCAUCUACAUCAAUACAAUGUACAAAAUGCCAUACUAAUAAUGAUUCAUUUGCAAAAUUUUGUUCAACAUGUGGAUGUGUUAUUGUACCACCAUUACGUAUUAUUGAUACACGUCUUUAA
Messenger RNA from Rotaria sp. Silwood1, 473 nucleotides. Lineage: Eukaryota; Metazoa; Rotifera; Eurotatoria; Philodinida; Philodinidae. The record is from the annotation of a GenBank genome assembly.